AAAUCAGGAGAAAAGGUUGAGGAGGCUAAAUGGGUGAAGCUGUAUGGCCAGAUCCCUCCUAUUGAGAAGAUGGAUGCCUCUCUCUCAACCCUUAUCAACUGCGAAAGAUUGUCUUUGUCCACAAACUGCAUUGAAAAAAUUGCCAACCUGAAUGGCUUAAAAAACCUCAGGAUACUGUCAUUGGGUAGAAACAAUAUUAAAAACCUCAAUGGACUGGAGGCAGUUAGUGAGACUCUUGAAGAACUGUGGAUCUCCUAUAACCUAAUAGAGAAGCUGAGGGGGAUUCAUGUUAUGAAGAAACUCAAAGUUCUCUAUAUGUCCAACAACCUGGUUAAAGAGUGGGGAGAGUUUGUGAAGUUGGCUGAACUCCCUGAGCUGGUGGAUCUAGUCUUUGUGGGGAACCCCUUAGAGGAGAAGUAUUCUGCUGAGGGUAACUGGAUGGAGGAGGCGACCAAAAGACUUCCUAAUCUUAAGAAGCUAGACGGAAACCUAGUGAUCAAACAGGAUGAAGAUGAAGGAGAAGGAAAGAAUUAACAUAUUUUAAUCUUUUUGUUUAUUUUAUGGUUUUGUAUUCUU
Molecule: messenger RNA, 576 nt
Organism: Chanos chanos (milkfish)
Lineage: Eukaryota; Metazoa; Chordata; Actinopteri; Gonorynchiformes; Chanidae
Gene: dnal1
Product: dynein, axonemal, light chain 1
Exons: 6
Coding region: 70-534 (154 amino acids)
Biological process (GO): outer dynein arm assembly
Cellular component (GO): cytoplasm
Molecular function (GO): alpha-tubulin binding; dynein heavy chain binding
Source: RefSeq, a predicted model, not a curated record